Symbiodinium sp. CCMP2456 is the source of this 1056-nucleotide messenger RNA. NCBI's taxonomy places the organism in Eukaryota, Dinophyceae, Suessiales, Symbiodiniaceae. The record is from the annotation of a GenBank genome assembly.
AUGAAACUCCAUUGGAAGCUCAGGGUGAUACCUCUGCAGAACAUGAUCAUGAACGUUCUCCGCGUGCACGUCAACGAGGAUGGCAUGGUGGGUGGAAUGGUGCAGCAGAACCUGCUCGAGAUCCUGUACCACAAACUAGUCCACAAGCUUGGCAUGGCGGAUGGUAUGGCAAUAACGAAGGAUGGCAGGAUUCGGAUGGUGGAGGGUGGGUACGUCACCAAGGACGACAAUGGCACCAAGACGGUUGGAGCAAUCAAUGGGCUCAAGAACCGCAAGACUCCACGUGGUGGGGAAGAAGUGGAUGGGAAUGGAGUCGUGAUGGCCGGGGACGUACAGCAGAAUGGGAUGAAUGGCGAUGGGGUGAUGAACGCGGACAUGAAAGAUGGGAAGGAGUACGUUAUCAACAGGGUGAUUAUCAGGCCAGUGGUGGGAGAAGUUCGUCGCAUACUCCUCAUCGGGAUGUCUCUCGAGACGCUCCGGCGUCGAGCUCUACAGAUCCUAUGCCUUCCUCGCGGCCUGCUUCGAGCUCCACCUCAUUACCCCACAACAGUCGACACCGUCAGCAUCCACAAGGGUUCUGGAGGUAUGGGGUGUGGCACAGCAGAAGCCGCACUGAGUCGGAAGAACGUGAUCACCGUGGUGGGCAAGGACCAGUACGGCAACAAAGGAGGCAAGGACGUUUGGACUCUUGGAAUGAUGGGACGUUCUGCGUUCCACAGGGGUGUACCAGCUCGAGACAGUGAAGAAGCUAGAGCGGCACGUGCACAAUUUGCCGCGGUCCUCAAUCUCGUGCACAAUCCCCCUCGCAGUGUAGGGCGUCAAGCACAAAGACCAAAGUGGACGGUUACACAGUGGGAGGAUUGGGCACGAUGGGUGGUUGGGGACGCCAUGGUUGUUGACUGGUCGCAAAAUGGGGUGCCCGCUGUUGAGGACGCGUACUUCGUUGCAGAUGACGAUGACGUGGGCUUCAUGCAAGUACACAUGGGUGUGGAAUUUGAGGAGAUGAACAUGAUGCAACUCAGCGAGGCGGAAGAGCAUGUCCUCCAUGAGCUCUAG